UCAUCGCCGCGCGCCACCACGUGGUAUCGUUCGGCAAAGUCAAGAGAGAUUGCGGAAUAAACAGCGAGAUCUCCUCUGACAGACGACAUUGAACCCGUGAAGCGUGUCGUCUCACUGGGAUAAGAAGAUGAACAGUGUCGGCGAGGGCUGCACGGAGCUCAAGCGCGAGUAUGAUCAGUGUUUUAACCGCUGGUUUGCCGAGAAAUUCCUAAAAGGAGACCGCAGCGCAGAUCCAUGCAGCGAGCUAUUCCACAAAUACCACACGUGUGUUCAGAAAGCCAUCAAGGAGAAGGACAUCCCUAUAGAAGGUGUGGAGUUUAUGGGCCCAAACAGAGAGAAACCAGACAGCUGAUGGCCUGAUGUUCACAUGAACGUGUUUUAUUCUUUGCUUUACAUGAGCGAGGACAGAUCGUGUUGCAUCAUCAGACACAAAGACUGCAUCGCUGACUCUGAUGGACACGUGUGUUUGACACUGUACAUUGCUUGUUCAAUUAUUAAAUAGGGAUUAUUUGAGCUGUCGAGGCUUUUUAAACAUGCAAGGAAAUGCAUGUGUGCAUUAAAAUGAAACCAGUUGUGUUUGGUCUGCAGACUGUCUUUAAUGUGCCUCAGAAAAUGGUUGUUAAUGCAUGUGCAUUAUUUUGUAACUUAAAUUAUUAUUUUAAACGCAAGCCAACAAUUAUUUCACUACUGUCUUUAAGGCCAUUUUGUUUUAGGAGGGGGGGAAGUGUAAUUGUAUUUAAAUAAUUAAAGAAUAUACAUUGACUUCUUCAGGUAGUGAUGCAUCAUGGGAGAAACGAAGCGUUGAUUCAAGGAAAAAAGUAUUCACUGCGUCAAAGCUUUUGAAACUGUAAAUGCAACGAAAACAUGAAUGGAAGCACGUAUUACAAACUAAUUGCAAAUUUUUAAUCAAAGUGUAUUUAUUAAUAUUGUUAAAUAUACAAAGUCUGUAUAAUGUGUCGUUUUAUUACUGUAGUCUUGUUUUUGGUUUAUGGAGAGCUUGGUUCAGGCCAAUAUGGGACUAAUUAAAUGUCUACAAAUUUAUAUAACCGAUUAGAUGAGAAUCCAUAAACCAUAUAGGGUUCAUAGAUUGAAACUAAGCAUCCUUUAUUGGACUCACGUGACUCCGUUUGAUCGAUAGUGCUAUAUGCGAUCUGAAUCAAUCAAUCAGUUCAAUAUGAUUCGCAAAUGUUUUUCAAAGCUUCAGAAAGAAACGCGCCUAUCAAAAUGUAAAGAAUAAACCAUAUUUGCACGGGUUCACUUCAGAGAGAUCAAUAACCGUUAAAAAUAUCGAAAUGAUUAUGACAUAACAUCGUUUACUGGAAUCAUGCGACUUUGGUAGUUUGAUCUGGUUUGAUUGAAAUCUGAAUCAAACACUGAUUCGAAACAUGUGAUUCGCAAAGAUUUCGAAGCUUCACAAGACAAACUGCAGUUAAAAUAACACGUUUUUAUCAGUUUGAACGAUUAACAAUUAAUACAUAUAUUUUAACAUGUAACGUUACACCCAUUCGCACUGAUUCGUACGUGGCGUGGUAAAUGGUUUUUGUAUUAAAUGAUUCAACUUAUAUUUUACAUUUAACACAAGAUUUGACUAGAAAGUAUAGUAGUUUGCAUCACUGGAAAUAAAUGUUGAUCUUUUACUAUUUAUUUACAUAGUGAAACAGCUACUUAAAUCUUACCUCGCAUCACUCUUUCACCGUCGAAGCCGAGCUGAAAUUCGCGCGGUUUCUAUGAAGAGUGACGGGGAACUAAGCACCGCCUUCUUUGAUUUGAUUGGUCAUCCAUCAUUUUUUACGUUAAUGAGCUCAGUAUUUAUUUAUGAUUUAUUGAACGUUUAUUCCAACAAAAUAUACAUGUAACAUUUCGAAAUAUGCUCAAACGUUUCACAUAUAAUGCUCUAAUGAAUUCCACAGCAUCAUAAAAACUUUAAUAACAUUAUUAACAUCAGGUACUGAUGAACUGAGGAUAACAUUCAUAUAUAUUCAAAGAUAUUAAAGAAAAUAUAGAUACAUAUUAGGGAGGAAGAACACAAAAUAAAUAAUAAAGGGUAUACGUGUAUGCUCAAAAUUAA
Molecule: messenger RNA, 2068 nt
Organism: Pimephales promelas (fathead minnow)
Lineage: Eukaryota; Metazoa; Chordata; Actinopteri; Cypriniformes; Leuciscidae
Gene: triap1
Product: TP53 regulated inhibitor of apoptosis 1
Biological process (GO): phospholipid translocation
Cellular component (GO): cytosol; nucleus; mitochondrial intermembrane space
Molecular function (GO): phosphatidic acid transfer activity
Source: RefSeq, a predicted model, not a curated record